Frankliniella occidentalis (western flower thrips) is the source of this 1105-nucleotide messenger RNA. RefSeq names its product dephospho-CoA kinase domain-containing protein (gene Dpck). The transcript is spliced from 4 exons. The record is from RefSeq and is a predicted model, not a curated record. The coding region runs from base 172 to 864 and encodes 230 amino acids. NCBI's taxonomy places the organism in Eukaryota, Metazoa, Arthropoda, Insecta, Thysanoptera, Thripidae. Gene Ontology annotation, biological process: coenzyme A biosynthetic process. Gene Ontology annotation, molecular function: ATP binding; dephospho-CoA kinase activity.
CUCGAGAGACUUUCGAUAUUUUACGACCGUCUGCUAACUGCUAAGGUUCUGCUUGUUUAUUGUUAAUUUUAAUUGUAAACGGUUAGGUCUGCAGUAGGUCAAGUGUCGGUACAUAAGGCUAGCUUUUGUGGAAACUUUUUUGAAACUGAGAAGUUAAUUAGUUAAUGAAAAAUGUUUAUCGUCGGUUUGACUGGUGGUAUUGCCAGUGGAAAAUCAACAGUAGCAGCAGUCUUCCGAGAGAAUGGAAUUCCGGUUGUAGAUGCAGAUGCAAUUGCUCGGGAAGUUGUUGAACCAGGCACCAAUGCCUGGAAGAAAAUCAAAGAAGUAUUCGGAGAAGAGGUUUUGCUUCCUACAGGAUAUCUGAACAGAGAAAAGCUUGGAGAAAUUAUAUUUGCGGAUGCUACAAAACGUAGAAUGCUUAAUGAAUGGACUCACCCUGAAAUUCAUCGUACUAUUAUGUUUGAAGCUCUCAAACAUUUCCUGACAGGCAACAAUUAUAUUGUCUUGGACCUGCCGUUACUCUUUGAGAGUGGUGUUAUGCUUCAAUAUAUCCACAAAGUCAUUUGUGUUACCUGUACUCCUGAACAACAACUUGAAAGAUUAAUGAAACGAAACACUAUGGCCAAAACCCUUGCUCAACAGCGUAUUGCUGCCCAAAUGCCUUUAGAAGAGAAAUGCGAGAAAGCUCACUAUGUAAUUGACAAUACAAACGAGUUGGAGGAAACCCGUAAGCAAGCUCAACGUAUUGUUGGCAUCCUCAAUGAAUCUUGGGAACAUUGGAGAAUUCGUCUUUAUAUUGCUGUUUUAGCUCUUGUUGUUUUCUCACCAUUACUGUACUGGCAAUAUCGAUCAACUUCCACCUAGUAAAGUGGAGACCUGACAAAUAAAGCUAUUGAUGUAGUCAGGAAUUGCAAUAGUCUGCUACAGAAUGAUAGCAGUAUAAGGCAUUUAUAAACUCUUUGUCAUUCCAGUGUGCUUCAAUAAAACUGAAACUUGCAUUGUUUUUCAUAGAAGUAUUCUUUAAGUUAUUUGAUCUUUUUACAGUAUUUUACAUUUCUGUAUUUUUAAAUUUUUAGCAGAAAAUAUACGUACUUUUACAGAGCAA